Molecule: messenger RNA, 5288 nt
Organism: Bradysia coprophila
Lineage: Eukaryota; Metazoa; Arthropoda; Insecta; Diptera; Sciaridae
Gene: Orp8
Product: Oxysterol-binding protein-related protein 8
Cellular component (GO): membrane; cytosol; cortical endoplasmic reticulum
Molecular function (GO): cholesterol binding
Source: RefSeq, a predicted model, not a curated record
AAGAUUUUUUUUUGUAAAGUGAAUAUCGCAACUCCGUGAGUAAAUACGUUUCUAGUGAUUGCUGUGCGGUGUUCGAUGAGCGAAAACGAAAAGAAAAAAAAUCGCGUUUUUUUCAUUGAUGUCUUUAGUAAUUCGCGAAUUAAUUAGUAAUUUCCAAACGCCUGCAGCAUAUAGUUGUUACGUUGCUAAUUAUAUAUUUACAUAAGAAAAUUUAGCCAUUUAUACAACAAAUCAAAUAUAUAUACAAGAUAUUUUAAUAAAAUUGAAAUAACAUUUUGCUUCUUCUAUAUACCAUACACAUAAAUAUAUAUAAAUCUUGUUUCGUCAUUGGAUUUAAUAAAACGUAUACAAUUUUUUCAUUGCCUUGACCACAUCGAGUUGAAUAUAAUAUUGUUUUAAUCGGCACUGCGACCCGCAGAACACAGCAAAGAAAAUUUAAAUAAGAAAAAAAAAUGUUUUUAUAUUUUUGAAGUUUAUUAUUUUAUAUUUCUUAUGUUUUACAUUACAUGAUACGGUACGGUCGAAAAGAAAUCAACUGAUAUUGAUUUUCUCCGACUUUUACGAGCGAAAAUGGUUUUUUGAUAGUUUAAUGUAACCGCGAGUUUAUUUUUGCACAGCGAUAAAAAUCCAAUUUGCUUUAUAAUAUGAAUAUUGUGUGGUGCCUGUUUUUUUGUCUUUAGUUCUCAGUGAAUAAUAUAAUUUUGUGAGAUCGAAAAAUUGAAGAAAACGAAAAGACUUUGAAAACACACAAAUCCAUUAAACAUACUAUUAAAUGUGACAAUGUCGUCAACAUCCAGCAACAAAGAUAUUGUGCAAAAUACUGGUUCCAAUUCCAUCGAAGUGUCCGGAACUCCACCAACGCCAGGAUUUGCAAAAACAUCAGGACUAACGAAUUGGGCCGAUUCCAGUAGAUUUGAAGUCGCAUCGUCUGAUAAGCUAGCCGACCCUACGAAAUUGAACCGCAAAGAAUCGUACAAAGCACAGCGAAAAAAUUACAGACGAGAAAAGAAACGCGUUGCAUCGGAAUUGCUGAAUUCAUUACAAGAUCCAGCCAUUAUUGUAUUAGCAGAUUGGUUGAAAGUACGCGGUACAUUGAAAUCAUGGACAAAAUUGUGGUGUGUCUUGAAACCCGGCCUUUUGUUGCUGUACAAGAGUCCGAAAACCAAAAGCAGCCACUGGGUGGGCACAAUUUUAUUGACAUCUUGCCAGAUUAUCGAACGGCCGAGUAAAAAGGAUGGAUUUUGCUUUAAGCUUUUCCAUCCGUUAGAUCAGACAAUUUGGGCUCCACGCGGUCCAGACAAGGAAACAAUGGGUGCUGUAGUACAGCCGUUACCCACAGCAUACUUAAUAUUCAGAGCACCGAGUCAAGCUGCUGGUAAAUGUUGGAUGGACGCGCUGGAAUUAUCGCUGAGAUGUUCAGCUUUACUGUUACGAUCUGCUAGUAAUAGUGGUAAUAAUGCCGAACAUACGUUGAUCGGAACUGCGGAAACCAUGACCCAUGAGACGCAGUGGUCGGAAGCUGAUUACGAAAAACAUUUCUACGAUCACGCCAAAUACAUUCCGCCCACCCCGCCCGAAAAUCGAAUUUCGUCAAAUGACCUACGCCGUCAAAUUACAAAUAGCCCUUGUCCAUCUCCGACGCCAAUUUUUCAGAAACUUUACAUUGCCGUUUCGCAUUGGGAGCGGGUACUGGCUGAUUCGCCGAACAUGUUGCACGAAAAACAUAGAAUCAUAAAAGAUUUGGAAAGUCUCGGAGCGCAGAACAAUUGUUUCUUUCCGAAUCGCGAUGACGGUGACGAUACGGAUGAUGAGUGUAGCAAUGAACCGUCACCGAUUCGAUUUAGUGCGGAGAAUGUAAAUGCGAUACGACUUAUGGAUGGGAAAUUUUUCCAAAAGAGCAUUUCCAAUGACACUCAUGAUGGAGAUUCCAAUCAUUUGGACAUAGAUAGUCAAGGCGAUGGCGCAAAUGCAAUUAUGUCCGGUUUAGAAUCUGAAUCCGAGUCCGAAUGUGAGCCGGAAGAAGAAUUUGCAGAGACUCAAUACAUUCACUGUCCAGAAGAUGAGUUCGGAGCUGCCGGUGAACAAGUUGAAGAAUUAGCCGAUGAGCAUAAAAGUUUGAUUUGGUUUUUGGUCAAACAGGUUCGGCCGGGAAUGGACUUGAGCAAAGUCGUAUUGCCUACAUUUAUUUUGGAACCUCGUUCGUUUUUGGAUAAAUUAUCAGACUCGUAUUAUCAUGCGGACUACUUGUCGAAUGCCGUCCUAGAAGAUGAUCCAUUCAACCGUAUGAAAAUGGUAGUGCAAUGGUACAUGUCGGGAUUCUACAAAAAACCCAAAGGUUUAAAGAAGCCAUACAAUCCGAUUUUGGGCGAAACUUUCCGAUGUUACUGGGAACAUCUGAAUGGGAGUCGAACAUUUUAUAUUGCCGAACAGGUGUCUCACCAUCCACCCAUUUCAGCAUUCUACGUAACAAAUCGACAGGAUGGUUUCUCUAUCAGUUGCAGCAUGUUGGCUAAAUCGAAAUUUUAUGGAAAUUCCACAUCAGCCAUUUUAGAAGGAACAGCUGCUCUCACUCUUCUUCCACGCGGUGAAACGUACACGCUGACCAUACCGUAUGCACAUUGUAAAGGGAUAUUGAUGGGAACGUUAUCAAUGGAAUUGGGCGGCAAGAUUGCCAUCGAAUGUGAAAAUACCGGCUACAAAGCAGACGUCGAAUUUAAACUGAAACCAUUUUUGGGCGGAUCGGAAUACACGAAUUUGGUGACGGCACGCAUUAAGCUGGGAAAGGAGACGCUGGCUUCCAUUAACGGUCACUGGGAUGGCGAAAUAAAAAUAAAAGAUACGCGUAGCGGUGAAGAAUCGGUUCUGUUUGCACCGACAGCCGAUGUGCGCAGCAAACGUUUAAAACGCUUUACCGUACCGAUCGAAGCACAGGGACUAAACGAAUCGGAACGAUUAUGGCAACAUGUGUCAGCGGCGAUACAUCGAGAUGAUCAGGUAGCGGCGACGGAAGAGAAAACCGCUCUGGAAGAAUCACAACGAGCGCUGGUGAAGGAGCGUAAGGCAACAUGCACGGAAUGGACACCGAUAUUGUUUCAUCAAGACAUUGUCACUGGCCAGUGGCAUUAUAAGUGCGCCGAUUUACGUCCAUGGGAUCCAAGGAAUGAUCUUCGACAAUUUGAAAGCAAUUACAAAAUUCAAACGAAAACUCGUCAUCAGGCGCCAAUGGUCCGGACGGCCAGUAUCAUCAGUUCGGAGCCAAUCAUUUUACAAGCUGAUUCAAGAUCUUCUUUGGCAGCGCUAAAGAAAUCGAAACGAAUCCUCAGUCGUAAAAUUUCGACACCGGACUUGGUUGAUGCAUCUGAUUCUAGUCAUUCGAACGAACUCAGCGGCAAAGGCUCAAAAAUGCAGGACUCAAUUGACAACAUCAACAAGCAGUUGAUGGAACAGUCGAAAAAAAUUUCUUCACUUCAAUUAUCAAUCGAUCGGCUAAGUUUUGCACCGCGACAAACUAAUGCGGGCAACAUUCACAUUCAAACAGUUAUCUACAUCGGUAUCGGGCUGUUGAUUCAUUCGAUAGUUCUGUGGCUUAUUAUGCGGAAAUAAGCACUCUGUUGCGGAAUGGAAGUGGAGCCAUUUUUCGAAUAAAAUGAAAUAGACACGCUAUAUAAGACAUCUUCGCUUAUAUCUCUAGACAAUUAAAUUGUAAGUUUUCAAUGGAAUUAUGGGGACACAAAAUGUAUGGGGUCCAGUGGACAGGCUCCGAUUUACGUGUGGUGUUGAAUUUCGAUAUAUAUUACUGCACACAACAGUCAAAUAUGGUUAAUAGAUAACGUUUUGUGAUAAUUUCUUUGUUUUUGUUUGAAAUGGCAUAACUCUCACAUCCCCGCAAAUUUGAAAAGUACACACCAGUGGUAUACGUGAAGAGGCUACAUUUCAACACGGUCAAUAGCAAACGUCAGAUUUUUGAACGCUAAAUCCCCCACAAAAACACUAACGCUAAAUCCGUACGGCAACUGUCAACGAUAAAGGCUAAUGUAUAAGACGACCGAAAAUAAUGAAUUUUUCAUUCGACGGAUCAAACACCAGUGUGUAGCGCAUGACUUCAGGACUCCGGUAAAGUAAUUAGUUUUCGAAACGGACUUGUACUUGUAUUUGCCGAGCAAAAGUACUUGACGCCUAACACCUCUACUACCCAGAUUAUGGAGCUUGCGUACGCUUAGGAACGUUACUCUCAUGUCACACAUUGAGGAAAAAUCCUUUUUAGAAUUUGUCCUCACUGGGAUUGAAUCCGCAUUUUCUUAGUGGGAGGCCAGUACGUUACCACUGAGCCAACACGUUAUUUGAACGAUAAUGUCGUCUUAAAAAGUAUAAUAUCGUUACUGAUGAUGUUGACUGUGCAGAAAUGAACCAGUCACCCUGUACGGUUACAUUCGCUGAUACUUGAAAUUAACCACAGUUGCGUCGAUAAACGAGCACUACAUUUUCUGCGUUUGUUGAAUCUGUGUGGUACCUAGGCAAAGUAGAAAGGUCCAUAGCCUAAAAAUAGUUCAGUCAACAGUAGAAUUCUGAAAUUUGGACCAGUGGUUGCUAGCCUGUUUUAAAAACGAUUCACUUUGAAAAAGUACCAACCACCGCCCGAAGUUGGGUAGUACAGAGGCAAGUUUGACAAAUGUUUAAGUGCGCCCUGUUGCUCAAAUGGGACUCCAAUGAGUAAAAGUUGGCGGUUUUUUUUACGCAGCCGAAUUUUUUUUAGACCUUUUCACUUUACAAUCAGAUUGACUCCAGCGAUUUUGAUGAAAUUUUGGUGGCAGUUCGGGAGCAUGAUUCUAAGAGGUUUGGCUAAAAAAAUUGGUUUUAAAUGAUCUCGUUUAGGAUCAUCAGCUAGAGUAUUGGUUUCGUUGACAAAGUCUUGAACAUUUGAGAGUAGAACGGUGUGGUAUUCGGAACUACCCAAUUUCGGAAGUUAUUGAACUAUAUGUAGACUUUUGCACUAGCACGGAACGCUACAGAGCGAAAUCGUAAAGCGUUGACUACCAGCCAUAUCUGAUUGUUGUGUGUAGUUAUGGCUCGCAAUUAGACACCACACGUAAAUGAGAACCUGUCUAACGGUCCGGACGAUAAUGCAUUGAUUCUUACGGGUACAAAAUCUGACCCCAGACUUUUGAGGAAACGUUUUUAAAGUCCGUCACACCCUAACAUUGACUCGUUUAUAAUUUCAGUGCUUUUUCAUGAUUCGUCGAACAGGUUAGUCAAUUGAUUACUUUUUGCUGGGUUCUUUUCUCCUUCUU